Messenger RNA from Nothoprocta perdicaria, 1735 nucleotides. It is a transcript of the gene ARRB1, whose product is annotated as arrestin beta 1. The transcript has 15 exons. Lineage: Eukaryota; Metazoa; Chordata; Aves; Tinamiformes; Tinamidae. The annotation marks the transcript as partial. Gene Ontology annotation, molecular function: G protein-coupled receptor binding. The record is from RefSeq and is a predicted model, not a curated record. Gene Ontology annotation, biological process: visual perception; G protein-coupled receptor internalization; signal transduction.
CGAUCGCUGCCGAGAUUGAUAGGAAAAGYGUUCCGGCGGCGGCGGCUACGUGGGAAAAGGCGCCCGGUGCCGGCGGGAGCCGCUCAGCCGCCUCUCCCUCUGCUCUCUCGUAGGGUGUUUAAGAAAGCGAGUCCCAACGGGAAGCUCACGGUCUACCUGGGCAAGCGGGACUUCGUGGAUCACAUCGACGUGGUGGAUCCCGUGGACGGCGUCGUGCUGGUGGACCCCGAGUACCUGAAGGAAAGGAAAGUGUUCGUGACGCUGACGUGCGCCUUCCGCUACGGCCGCGAGGACCUCGACGUGCUGGGCCUCACCUUCCGCAAGGACCUGUUCGUGGCCAACGCGCAGGCCUUCCCGCCGGCGCCCGAGGACAGGAAGCCCCUGACGCGGCUGCAGGAGCGCCUCAUCAAGAAGCUGGGCGAGCACGCCUACCCCUUCACCUUCGAGAUCCCACCCAACCUGCCCUGCUCCGUGACGCUGCAGCCGGGCCCGGAGGACACGGGCAAGGCCUGCGGGGUGGACUAUGAGGUCAAAGCGUUCUGUGCCGAGAACCUGGAGGAGAAAAUCCACAAGAGGAACUCGGUGCGCCUGGUGAUCCGCAAGGUGCAGUACGCGCCGGAGCGGCCCGGCCCCCAGCCCAUGGCCGAGACCACCCGGCAGUUCCUCAUGUCGGACAAGCCGCUGCAUCUCGAGGCGUCCCUGGACAAGGAGAUCUACUACCAUGGGGAGCCCAUCAGCGUCAACGUCCACGUCACCAACAACACCAACAAGAUGGUGAAGAAGAUCAAAAUCUCGGUGCGCCAGUACGCCGACAUCUGCCUCUUCAACACGGCCCAGUACAAGUGCCCCGUGGCCGUGGAGGACGCCGACGACGUGGUGGCCCCGAGCUCGACGUUCUGCAAGGUCUACACGCUGACGCCCUUCCUCGCCAACAACCGGGAGAAGCGCGGGCUGGCGCUUGACGGCAAGCUCAAGCACGAGGACACCAACCUGGCCUCCAGCACGCUGUUACGGGACGGCGCCAACAAGGAGAUCCUGGGCAUCAUCGUGUCCUAYAAGGUGAAGGUGAAGCUGGUGGUGUCGCGAGGAGGCCUCCUGGGAGACCUGGCCUCCAGCGACGUCGCCGUGGAGCUGCCCUUCACGCUCAUGCACCCCAAGCCCAAGGAGGAGCCGGCGCACCGGGACGUUCCGGAGAACGAAGCUCCCAUCGAUACCAACCUCAUAGAGCUGGACACAAAUGACGACGACAUCGUGUUCGAAGACUUCGCCCGGCAGCGGCUCAAGGGCAUGAAGGACGACAAGGAGGAAGAGGAGGAGCGCGCCGCGUCGCCGCCGCCGCUGCUCAACGACAGAUAAGGGCCCCGCCGCCUCGCCCCGCCGCCCGCCCGCUUCUCUUUUCUACGCGGCUCCGUUUCGGUUUCGAGCGGCGCCGGGAGCCGACCUGGCACCUCCGGCCGCCCCCGCGCGCUCAGACCUUCCUUCUCCAUCCACGCUCGGGAUGGGGCCGCGGGCGCUGGGCCCCUCUCGCCCUUCACCACGUGGAGAGUUGGGGGCAAACGCGAGCGGGCCGUGUGGUACUUCUUUUUUUCUUUUUUUUGGGGGGAAAGUGGUUCCUUGGUCCCGUCCGUCCAUCCGUCCGUCCUUGGCUUUUUCGGUUUCUCCACCGUUAACCUGUGACGUUUCCAUGUUGGGUCAAAUAAAUUAUUCUAGUUUAUUAAACUGGGAAAAAAAAGGA